UUGUCAAACACUUUCACACAAAACACAACACUAUCUCCACUUCUCUUCUCUGUUCUCUUACAACAACAACAACAACAUGCGAUCCUCCUACAAGCGACCCAAGCUCAACGACCCCCAGCCCAUCCACCCGGCUGAGCCUCCGAUGCCGCUGCCGCCUCACCGCCUCACCCAAGACCAAGAGCUCACCGUCAUCGUCUCCGCGCUUCGCAACGUCGUCGCUGGCACCGCCACCACCGCCUCCAUGGACUUCAAUUCCCUCCUCCCCCCACUACAAUACGCCGCCACUUCCUACCCGGGCGCAACUGGAAGUAGCUGCUACAGCGACGCCCUAUUGACACCGUCCGAUUUGGACACCUGCAACGUGUGCAAAAUCAAGGGCUGUCUCGGGUGCAAUUUUUUCCCGCCACCAGCGCAGGAGGAAAAGGCAAACAAUAAAAAAAAGGGGCCCAAGAAGAGGGUGAAGAAGAACUACAGGGGAGUGAGGCAGAGGCCUUGGGGUAAAUGGGCUGCGGAGAUUCGAGACCCGAGACGGGCGGCUCGGGUCUGGCUCGGCACAUUCACGACGGCGGAGGAGGCUGCCCGGGCCUACGACAAGGCCGCGAUCGAGUUCCGCGGACCCAGAGCAAAGCUCAAUUUUCCAUUUCCCGACACCACAUUGUUGACCCAGGAAACCAAUUCAGCACAGCCCGCACAACCCGCACAGCCCUCACAGCCCCAGCAGGUAGUUACAGAGCAAGAGACAAACAACGAAUUUUCUCGGGAAAUUGAAAUGACGGAGAUUGGGAAGGAAAAGGAAAAGGAAAAGGAAAAGGAAUUCUGGGAAAUGAUUGGAGAAGACGAAAUCCAACACUGGAUGAGGAUGAUGGAUUUUGCCACUGAUCAUUCAUCGGAUUCUGGAAAUGCUCAUAGCGCUUGAGCCCAAUUUAUUUUCAGGCAAAUUGCAUAUUAUUUUAUUUUUUUUCUAGACAAAAUUGUAGGUUUGUACGUGACUAAAACAAGUUCGUUUGUUCUUCAUUUAACAUUAAUGUGAUCAAUUUUAGAAGAAAAUCACAUUUUUGUUACGUAAUUUGUUUGCAAUGUAAAAUUGAACACAAAUUAGUAUUAUUUUUAAAGUCUAAUUUUGU
Messenger RNA from Prunus avium (sweet cherry), 1124 nucleotides. Its product is annotated as ethylene-responsive transcription factor ERF109-like. Gene Ontology annotation, biological process: ethylene-activated signaling pathway; regulation of DNA-templated transcription. NCBI's taxonomy places the organism in Eukaryota, Viridiplantae, Streptophyta, Magnoliopsida, Rosales, Rosaceae. Gene Ontology annotation, molecular function: DNA-binding transcription factor activity; DNA binding. The record is from RefSeq and is a predicted model, not a curated record.